Molecule: messenger RNA, 993 nt
Organism: Purpureocillium lilacinum
Lineage: Eukaryota; Fungi; Ascomycota; Sordariomycetes; Hypocreales; Ophiocordycipitaceae
Cellular component (GO): cytoplasm
Source: RefSeq, a predicted model, not a curated record
AUGACCGUCCAAGUUACUGGCAAGCAGGUUGGCCCUAUCGGCUAUGGGCUUAUGGGGCUGACGACCGGCGGUGCUCAGACCGACGAGCAACGGUUCGCGGCCAUCAAAGCCGCCCUCGAGUCUGGCUGCAAUUACUUUAACGGUGGCGAGUUCUACGGCACCCCAGAGGAAAACUCUCUCACAUUGCUGAACCGAUACCUGGCCGCGAAUCCGGCGGACGCCGACCGCAUCGUCCUCAACGUCAAGGGCGGCUUGGGCCCAGACAUGAGCCCCGCAGGCUCCAAGAAGGAUGUGGCCAAGAGCAUCGACAAUGUAUUGCGAAUGCUUGGUCCGCAGGGCCGCAUCGCUCAGUUUGAGGUUGGCCGAAAGGAUCCCAAGGUCGACUACGAGGAGGACACGUUGGCCACGAUUGACGAGUACGUCAAGAGCGGCAAAAUCGGCGGCAUCUCCCUGAGCGAGGUCAGCGCCGCCACGAUCCGCAGCGCCGCCAAGCGGUUCAAGAUUACGGCUGUUGAGACGGAGCUCUCGCUGUUUCAUACCGAUCCCCUCACCAAUGGCAUCCUUGAGGCAUGCGGUGACCUCGGCAUUCCCGUGAUAGCAUACUCACCUCUUGGUCGAGGGUUUCUCGGCGGGCAGCUCAAGUCGCUCGACGACCUCCCCGCCAACGAUCGCAAGCGCAUAUUCCCGCGCUUCCACGAGGACAACUUUUACAAGAACCUCGAGCUCGUGCGCGCUGUGGAAGGUAUCGCGAAGCGCAAGGAUUGCACUACAGGGCAAGUUGCCAUUGGGUGGGUCGUAGCCAUGUCUCGUCGACCAGGCAUGCCCACGAUUAUCCCGAUUCCUGGAUCGUCCAAGGCCGAGCGCGUGCGGGAGAAUGCAAAGGUGGUGGAUUUGACGGAUGCCGAGCUGAAGGAGAUUGAUGGGAUUCUCAAGGCGUUUGUGCCUGCCGGCGAGCGGUAUCCCGAACGGUUCAUGGCGUAUGUUGAGGGAUAG